AUGGCUAAUCACAGUUGGCUUACCGGAUUAAUCUUGCUUUCGUGCUUUGCGGCGACUUGCUGUGGCACGGUUAUUAUGUUCUCUUCGCUGAACCGAGCUCUCAUAGUCACUGCAACACCUCAAGCCGGCCAAGUUCUGCAAGCCGGGGAGGACACAAUCACCGUAUCAUGGUCGUACAACACGAGCUUCCCGGCCGGCACGGAUUCCAACUACAGGACAGUGAAGAUCAUGUUGUGCUACGCACCAAUUAGCCAGAGGGACCGCGGGUGGCGCAAAACAGUGGAUCAACUCAACAAGGACAAGACAUGUCAGCACGAGAUAGUCUCCCGGCCUUACACCCGUUCGAACAACAACUUCACUUACACAGUUAAGAAAGAUGUCCCGAGCGCCACAUACUUCAUCAGGGCUUACGCGCUCGACUCCCACGGCACAGAGGCUGCCUACGGUCAGACCACAAAUGCCCAGAAAACAACGAACUUGUUCGAUGUCCAGGCAAUCAGCGGCCGCCACGUGUCGCUAGAUGUUGCCUCGGCUUGCUUCUCGGCUUUCUCGGUGAUUUCGUUGUUCGGGUUUUUCUACAUGGAGAAGAGGAAAGCGAAGUCACAGUCGAAAUGA
Molecule: messenger RNA, 615 nt
Organism: Striga hermonthica
Lineage: Eukaryota; Viridiplantae; Streptophyta; Magnoliopsida; Lamiales; Orobanchaceae
Source: the annotation of a GenBank genome assembly